UCGCCCCGCGUGUGGAUGUGGGUUACAUGUGAGUUUGAAAUGCUGCCGUGCGGCCGUCCCCGUCGUGUGUUCGGUCGGUCUGGCGGUACCCUCAGAGCCUGUGGGUUUUGCUCUGUCUACAGGAAACACCUCCAGGAGAUCCCAUCCUCCAGCACUAAUGUUUCCACCAGCUUGGACUGGGACUCCAGCAAGACCUCGGAGUUCCUGUCGAGCAUGGGAGUGUCCGUCCUUAAGAAAGACAAGCUGGGCAACGAAAACAUGCCGCAAGACCUGCUGGUGUCAUCAGGCUGUUCUGCUCCAAAACGGCAGAAGGGGUUUGUUAUUGUGCGCCGACCGUGGCUGCUCCGAGAGGCAGAGCCAGGUGUUUCUCUGGAUGCGCUUCCAGAUGAAUUACUUUUGGCAAUCUUUGCAUAUUUGCCCCUAAAGGACUUGCUAAGAGUUUCAGUGAUUUGCAAGAGAUGGCAUCGUCUUUCGUUCGAUGAAUCUCUCUGGCAGACUCUUGAUCUGACUGGUGGGAAUCUGCUGCCAGGAGUGCUUGGACACUUGCUGCCCGCAGGUGUUACUGUAUUCCGCUGCCCAAGAGCCUGUAUUGGAAAUCCAUUGUUUAAAACAACCGAACUUCUCAGACUGCAGUACCUGGAUUUGUCAAACUGCACAAUCUCUGUUGCAGAUCUCCAGAGUAUUCUUUGUCUGUGUGAAAGACUGCAGAACCUCAGCUUGGAGGGACUAGUGCUUUCUGACAACAUCAUCAAGAGCAUUGCUAGGAAUCCCAAUUUGAUAAGACUAAACCUUUGUGGGUGCUCAGGGUUCUCUGCAGAAGCCUUGGAGAUGAUGUUGAGCAGCUGCUCUGGGCUGGAGGAGCUGAACUUGUCCUGGUGUGCCUUCACAGCCACACAUGUCAAAGCAGCAGUCAGUCAUGUUACUUCAGAAGUCACCCAAUUAAAUUUAAGUGGAUACAGAGAGAAUCUACAAAUAGCAGAUGUGAAAACACUGGUGGAAAGAUGUCCUUUUCUUGUCCAUUUAGAUCUCAGUGACAGCAUGAUGUUAAAGCCUGAGUGCUUCCAGUAUUUUCGGCAACUCAUGUUCCUCCAACAUCUUUGUCUUAGUCGAUGUUAUCAGAUAUCACCUGCUGCCUUGAUAGAACUUGGUGAAAUUCAAACGCUGAAGACUCUUCAGGUGUUUGGGAUAGUGACUGACAGCUCCCUGCAGCUCCUAGAGGAGGCACUGCCUGCAGUGAAGAUCAAUCGUUCACACUUUACACCCAUUGCAAGGCCAACUGUUGGCAGCAAAAAGGACCAUGAGAUUUGGGGAAUCAAAUGCAGAUUGACACUGAGAAACCCUAAUUUCUUAUGAUAUGUACAGUGCACUGGAUGCAAUGGACACACUGUGCAUUGAAGCUUCUUAAGAAACAAAGUGCUGGAG
Messenger RNA from Lepidothrix coronata (blue-crowned manakin), 1422 nucleotides. RefSeq names its product S-phase kinase-associated protein 2, E3 ubiquitin protein ligase (gene SKP2). Gene Ontology annotation, biological process: positive regulation of protein ubiquitination; SCF-dependent proteasomal ubiquitin-dependent protein catabolic process. Gene Ontology annotation, cellular component: SCF ubiquitin ligase complex. The transcript has 9 exons. Lineage: Eukaryota; Metazoa; Chordata; Aves; Passeriformes; Pipridae. Bases 16 to 1353 code for a protein of 445 amino acids. The record is from RefSeq and is a predicted model, not a curated record. Gene Ontology annotation, molecular function: protein binding.